Molecule: messenger RNA, 2714 nt
Organism: Schistosoma rodhaini
Lineage: Eukaryota; Metazoa; Platyhelminthes; Trematoda; Strigeidida; Schistosomatidae
Source: the annotation of a GenBank genome assembly
CAUUGUUUGUCUAAUUGUCCCUUGCUAAUUUAAAGGCUAUUUCGCUGUGUAUCUGAGUUACGAAACACGCGUGUGUUUAAAAAUGUGUCCAGUAGCAGGUCAAACUGUUUGCUUUAAAGUUUGCUCCUAAGACUGUCUUAAUUUGAGGUUAAUUUCAUUUCUUAUUGUUGUCUAUUGGUUUCGUGUAAUUGCAUUGUGAGUGCUUUCUUGGUUUUCGAUUCGCUUUUUGUUCUCCUUUUCAACCCCCUUCACUUACGCUACAAUGUAUGCUUCCCUAGCACACAAAGUACCUUAUUGCUAGACGCCAAACAACACAGUGCAUUUUAUCCCAAUUCCCAUUAUCAAUACUUUUAGGACCCAAGAUUAUAUUUUAUGUUUCUUAUUUCUCACGUCAACAAAGCUGUAUAUUCUGAUUCUCCUUUGACUGUUCAUUAUUUAUAUGUAUGUAUGGCAUUUUCAUCAAAACGUAUCUGUUCACGUUUCUACAUUGUUUCUCACUGUCUAACCACUGUUAUCCAAUUGAUCGUGAUUCCGUUUGAAUUUUAAUUAUUUCGCACUUCCAAGGCAAAUCCGCUAGAAAUUUUUCUCUGAAGUACGUUUUCUUAAACUUGUUCCAAGUUAAAAGCCAACCUUGAAUGAAGUUGGAAUUAGCAUCAAAUAAAAAAAAUGCAGGACCCAGAACAAAUCCACCCAAAUCUGAUGUAAACAAAACAAUUACAAUAGAUUUAUGUGGUUGGAGUGAACAGAAUGCGUUUCAUUCAGUACAUUAUGAACCUGCCUGUCGAACAACUGGUUCUAAUAUUGUGGGGGGUGUAGGAUGUGGAAAAUCAGAACGACUUCCUUACCAAAAGCCAACAAGAAUGUGUAAACAGUACACAUUUUAUCAUUACGAUGAUCCGCAUGCUUACAUACUUCAAUAUAGACGAGAUUGUACAUUGUGUUAUAAUUUGAAAGAUAAUAACCAAAACAAGGGACCAGUGGAAGAAUUCAAUAAAUCAACAGUUGUUGAAAUGGAUGAUAUACAAAAUUGCAGUCAUUCAGAGAAGUCCGAUAGCAGUCAGAUAAACAAUGAAAGUCCAUCUGAACACUCGUAUCUUAAAUCAACGUGUACUACAGCAACAGACAAUUGUCAACCACAGUCGUCUGAAAUAAAAGUGAAACCUACCAAGUCAACAUUAACUGAUAAUACUACUACUGCUACUACUACCACUACUAAUACUAAUGCUACUACAUCUGGGAAUCGCCAUAUAUGGGUGAAUAAUUGUCCUACUGGUCCAGGUCGUAAUAAUCCCAUUAAUAAAUUUUCUAAUGCAGAUAUCAGCAAUAAACAUGUGAAUCAAAUGAAACAAAGAUUAACUAAAAAACAGUCAAACAUUACAACAGUAAUGCCGCGAGAAGGCAGUGAGUAGGACUUUCGUGAUUAUGGCUGCAUCAGUGUGGCCAUGUGGGAGCAUUUGGAGAAAAAGAGCUGACUCUCUCCACUCUCUACCAUACCAAAGCACUCGGAGGCAUAAAUGCAUAACAGUUAAUUGUUAACUUGAGGUAAAUACCAAUUUACUUCAUAAAACAGAUAUGUCCCAGUAAUGUUAAACAGUAAACUGGAUUACCCUUGAUCAUUUCAGCUGGUCAAUAUAUAAGAAGGUGAAUAUAAGUUACACUUUGAUAACUCUAAUAUUCAAUCAAGACGUCUUGAAUUCAAACAGAAAUAAUCUCCUGAUGAUUAGUACUAACUAUCACCAAAUCUCAUCAGAAUAUAAGCCAUGAUAGUAAAGAAGAUAAUGCAUAUUAUCAAUUCCAAGUGAUAAUUUUAGUUCAGUAAUUGGUAAACAGGAAGUGAUAAGCUCUUUGGUAACAGUUCCUUUCAUUAUAUAUUCUGAGUAAGUAUCAAAUGAAAAACUUGUUGUGACAGGCGUAGUCCGAAUAACUGAUACUGACUCCCCACCACCAUCAAAUGACUACUGAGACGAGAACACAAGAGUAAGGAAGAAGUUAUAUUGGGCUACCGAAUAAAAUGCACAAAUACUCUUUUAUAUAUAUACCACUUUAACCCUUAAGAAAUUGAUCCAUUUUUUAGCCAAUGAAGUGCACCUAUCCUUCAGAUCACUCCUGGUUGUCAUCGAUUGACCCUCUCAUUAGGUUAAUUUUGAUUAGCUCACUAAAUCACAACUAUUAAAAAUCCUUAUAUCUUAGAAACAGCUUUCAACCGUUCCUAAGACUACGCUCAAGAAAGAGGGUUUUUAAUAAAAAUCCUAUCCUCUCAUCAUAAAAGACAACUCAGUCGUUAUAUAUCUUCAAAGAAUACUAUCUUCUACAAUGCAGUUGUCCCUAUGGGAUCUAACUGGCCUUAUGAAGUAAAUUAUAAUGGUAGAUGCUCUUGGAAUUUGCAUAGUCGUGCUCACGAUCAUCACCCUGUGCAGUGAAUCAAAGGUGUCGUUAAAACUAACAGUUCUAUUCUAUACAGACAAGUUAUUACAAACGGAUCAUACAGCUAGUGUGAACCAGUCAUUUCCAAUGAUUAUUAUCGUGUUCAUAAUUAUCUGCCUAAAUCUGACUAUUUCACUCAUCGAACAUUAUGAUUAUUAAUCUCGCAGUUUCAAUUAACUUAAACUUAUUCAGGUUAACCGUAUACAUUAGUCAUUUCAUCAAUAAUACUGUUCGUAGUUCAAAUCACAAACAGAUGUGGUGUGUGUGUUUCGUCUUAUUUGGGGCUCGUC